This is a messenger RNA of Rhodotorula graminis WP1, 333 nucleotides long. RefSeq lists its product as uncharacterized. The transcript is spliced from 2 exons. The record is from RefSeq and is a predicted model, not a curated record. NCBI's taxonomy places the organism in Eukaryota, Fungi, Basidiomycota, Microbotryomycetes, Sporidiobolales, Sporidiobolaceae. The coding region runs from base 1 to 333 and encodes 110 amino acids.
AUGUCGAACCACACUGCUCAGACCGGCGGCCCCAUCGGUGCCGACCGCACGACCGACCAUGCCGCCAACUUCAAGCCCGACAUCUCGACCCGCAUCGCGGACGCCGAGCAGGGCGCGCCGACCAUCGGCAACGACCACCACGAGGGCAACUCGAAGCCGACCGCGCUCGGCAAGGCCGGCGGCAAGCUCGAGGAGGUCGUCGGCAAGGCGUUCGGUGACGGCGAGCUGCAGGCCAAGGGCGCCGCGUCGCAGGGCAAGCAGCCGAGCGCCGAGCAGCAGAUGAACAGGACGUCUGAGCAGGGUGGCGACCUCAGCUACGCCGACCGCAAGUAA